AUGGCUGGUCCCUACUUUGACUACCAGUUUCGUUUAAUUCUAAUAGGUGACAGUACCGUUGGAAAGUCGUCCCUUCUUCAAUAUUUUCAUGAAGGCAAGUUGUCUUCCACACCUGAACCGACCGUUGGUGUCGAUUUCUUCUCUCGUAAUAUAAUUUUGUCCGAUGGCAAGAUAGUUAAGCUGCGACUUUGGGAUACUGCAGGCCAGGAAAAAUUCAAAUCAAUUACUCGUUCCUACUAUCGGAAUGCAGUUGGAGCGUUGUUGAUUUUUGACAUUACGAACCGUGAGUCGUUUGAUCACAUAAAGGGGUGGUAUGAAGACGCUUCUGCUAACAUGAGGAGUCAACAAGCAAUGUUUGUGCUGUGUGGACAAAAGGCUGAUCUGGAAAAUCGCCGAGAGGUAUCACGUCUAGAAGCAGAAGCUCUUGCUCAAAGCUUGGGCAUACCUUAUAUGGAAACGUCGGCACUUCUUGGUACCAACGUUGAGCAGGCAUUCUACUUGCUUGCCGAAUCUGUUUACAAUCAUAUGCAGGCUGGUGGAUUUAGAAACCUCGAAACUGUGAGUGGUUGGGACGGCAUUAAGGAAGGAUACGGCAGCAGAGGGGCUAUCGCAUCCUAUAGGUCCCCUCAACCGCCGCACAACAGAAUUUCGCUCCGUGACGAGGCCCCUGUUUCGUCCAGCUGUUGCUGAGCCAUUUCGUUGCCAUUGGAUUCACUUGUUCCCCUUGUAAAUGUUCACCCAGUUGUCUUUCAUACUUGCGC
Messenger RNA from Mesocestoides corti, 761 nucleotides. The record is from the annotation of a GenBank genome assembly. NCBI's taxonomy places the organism in Eukaryota, Metazoa, Platyhelminthes, Cestoda, Cyclophyllidea, Mesocestoididae.